Molecule: messenger RNA, 927 nt
Organism: Austrofundulus limnaeus
Lineage: Eukaryota; Metazoa; Chordata; Actinopteri; Cyprinodontiformes; Rivulidae
Product: olfactory receptor 10AG1-like
Exons: 1
Coding region: 4-927 (307 amino acids)
Biological process (GO): G protein-coupled receptor signaling pathway; detection of chemical stimulus involved in sensory perception of smell
Cellular component (GO): membrane
Molecular function (GO): olfactory receptor activity; odorant binding; G protein-coupled receptor activity
Source: RefSeq, a predicted model, not a curated record
UUUAUGACUGCUUCCAUGAAUGAAACUUAUGUAACACUUGGUGGUUUUGUAGAGGUGGAAAAAUACAAGUACUUAUAUUUUGUGAUCACUUUUAUAAUUUAUGUUUUGAUACUUUUUUGUAAUUCCACUAUAGUUUGCAUUAUUGUGGUUCAUAAGAACCUUCAUCAUCCCAUGUAUAUUUUUGUUGCUGCUUUAUUAUUGAAUUCUGUUCUCUUCAGCACUACAGUUUACCCAAAACUUUUGAUUGAUUAUAUAACUGAAAAGCAGAUCAUAUCACAUUCAAUGUGUCACUUUCAGUAUUUGAUAUUUUACAAUUUAUGUGGUGCAGAAUUCCUAUUGUUGGCUGCCAUGGCUUAUGACAGAUAUGUGUCAAUAUUUAAACCUCUGCAAUAUCACAGUAUGAUGAAGAAAACUACUGUAUGUGUUGUGUUGGUUAUGGCUUGGCUUGUACCUUUUUGUCUGGUUGCUGGAUCAACUAUUCUGUCUGCUAAGCAGAAAGUUUGUAACUUUACCUUAAAUGGAAUUUUUUGCAAUAACUCAGUUUACAAACUUCACUGUGUGACAUCAAAAACUAUAUCUGUAUACGGAGUGAUCGUUGUACUUUGUGUUGUGUUUUUGCCCAUGAUUUAUAUAGUUUUCACUUAUGCAAGAAUACUUAUAAUAUCCUGUUAUAGUAGUAAAACUGUCAGGACAAAAGCUGCACAGACCUGUUUACCUCAUUUGUUGGUUUUACUCAACUUUUCAUUUUUUACUGCUUAUGAUGUUUCUUCGCCUAGAUUAGAAACUGAUAUUUCAAAAACGGUUCGUUUAGUGAUGACUUUACAAACUGUGUUGUAUCAUCCUCUGUUAAAUCCAAUCAUAUAUGGACUAAAAUUAAAUGAAAUUUCAAAACACCUUAAGAAUAUAUUUCAUCAAAUAACUCGUUAA